AAAUGAAAGGUAGGGUGUGUGUGUAAGAACACAGAGAAGCAGGUGAGGUCAAAGUAGACACAUCACUUAAUGCAUUGAGCAGAAGAAGAAGAAGAAGAAGAGAGAACCCAAAAAAGAUAAUAAAAAAAAUGGAAGCUAAUGGUGAAGAAGAGAGCAAGAGUAGAAGAGAAGAUGAAGAAAAAGAAGAUUACUACUCUCUUCUCAACUCUCCAUGUUCUACUUGUCACAACGUUGUUCAAGCCAUAUUGAAGUGUCUUGGUCUUGAUGAGUCAUCAUCAAUACCACCAUCCUCAUCUUCAUCUUCAUCUUCAUCACCAUCAUUAGUACAAGAAGAAGAUGUAGGAACUGAUGAACUCGUUGAAGAAACAGGAUUUAUGGCGAGGAUCACACGAGUGUUAAGAAGGAGACCAAGACCACCUUACAGCUCAGGGAGACCUGGUCAAAACAAUUGAUAUUUCUGAUUAUAUCACUCUCUUAUAUACUCGUUCGUGUCUUCUUCUUGUUUAAAAACUUACUUAUCAUCUUGAAAUUUUUGUUUUGUUUUCUUUUUGUGAGUGGUUUUAUUUUGUUUUUGUUUUUUUUUUCUUACAUGCUUUAUUUAUUUGAAAUAAGACAAAACUGGUAAGACUCUUUUGUAACAUAGGUUUCAUGUUUUUUUAUCUUCUUAAAUACGUGACUUACUGAUUAGAGAUUCAUCGUAUAUAUCGAUAUUC
Molecule: messenger RNA, 713 nt
Organism: Capsella rubella
Lineage: Eukaryota; Viridiplantae; Streptophyta; Magnoliopsida; Brassicales; Brassicaceae
Product: elicitor peptide 6
Exons: 2
Coding region: 129-452 (107 amino acids)
Biological process (GO): innate immune response
Source: RefSeq, a predicted model, not a curated record